Diuraphis noxia (Russian wheat aphid) is the source of this 3067-nucleotide messenger RNA. It is a transcript of the gene Pits, whose product is annotated as Protein interacting with Ttk69 and Sin3A. NCBI's taxonomy places the organism in Eukaryota, Metazoa, Arthropoda, Insecta, Hemiptera, Aphididae. Gene Ontology annotation, molecular function: transcription corepressor activity. The record is from RefSeq and is a predicted model, not a curated record. Gene Ontology annotation, biological process: regulation of transcription by RNA polymerase II. Gene Ontology annotation, cellular component: nucleus.
GUUGUGCCCGCGCGCGCACGGUCACCUACACCACCACCUCCUCUAUCAUCAUCGUCGUCGCCCCCCUCACCACACUGUUCUCGUACCUAGACCGGUCACACCGCCCUCAGCUCUUGCCAUCACCGCAGCGACGUCACUCCACUACGACUACGGCUGUUCAUUGCGUUUGCUGUGUGGCGCGGUUACGACGUUACGUUCAGUUUCCGUGUGUACGYGCCCGUGUAUACGCGGUUUUGAUAUCCGUCGUUCGUGUUCUCGCGCGUACGGAUUAUUAUUAUUACUAUUGAUUUGGUUUUUUUUCGUAUUUUUUUUUUUUUAAAUUUUUAAUUUGGUCAUAUGGAUUUUAAUCUAGUGACGUUUAUUGAAAGCAAAUACAAUAACGGCUCAACGACAACAUCAAGUGUGCAGUGCUGSUAAAUAAUAAUAUAUCUGUCGACUACCAUUAGACCACGCGCAAAUAUCGUCCAAAAAAUCAUGCAGAUGAGUAAGCGACAACACUGUUACCUGUGCGACUUGCCCCGUAUGCCAUGGGCAAUGUUGCACGAUUUCACCGAGCCCGUGUGCCGCGGGUGCGUCAACUACGAAGGAGCCGACCGCAUUGAGUUGGUGAUCGAAACGGCCAGGCAAAUGAAACGGGCCCACGGAUUCCAGGAAUCAGCCCGGUCCACGGCCGUGGGCGGUGGGUCCACUGCCGUCAACGCGCACCACCCGAAAAACUCGCAUCGACACGAAAACGGUACUCUGGAAGUGGUUGGAUUGCCACCGCAAGCACACCAGCUGGCCGCACGACAAACACAACAACCUCCACCGCCUCCGCCACCGGCCGCGGCCACAUCGCACUAUGCGGCCCUGCACCAUCAGCGGUCCACACUCAUGGAAUAUCCCGGUAGGCCGGGUGGCGGUCACGUUGUCGACCACGAGGUGGCCAUGAGUCGGACAUCGGUGCGCUUGUCGCAGAGCCAGCAGCAACAACAACAACAGCAACAGCAACAGCAACAGCAACAACAACAACAGCAACAGCAACACAUGGCGCAUCACAUUCCGAGCCGAGCCCAAGCCGGUGGCCAGGGCCUGAAACGCGGGCUGAGCACGCAAGCCGAUGACGACGAUCACCACUCAGAAGGCAACAAGCGCAUGAUGGAAGAACAGCAGCAGCGACCGCCGCUACAGAGAGGCGAAUCGCUGCCAGCCGUCAGUCUCGCCGUUCCUUUCGUUGAGCGGUCGUUCAAAGCCGAACCUAAACACCCAAUCAGGACCACAUCAUUCGACACGUCCACGUUCAAGACAUCCAGUGGAUAUGCGUCGGCCGCCGUGGCACAACAAUGCAUGACCAACGGAAACGGACCGGCGGCUGGAUCACCGCUGGCCGCCGGCCGGACGACCGGGUCGCCGACGGACGGGCCACCGUCCAUGCAAACGAUCGGUGCUGGCGGCGGCGGGCAGCCGGGCGCGCAAAAUCAGCAGAACGGGCCCAGCAACCCGAUGGCGGCGCUGAUGAGCGUCGCCGAUAACCUGCCGCCCGGUUCUCCACAGAGCGCCCGCGGCAGCCCGCCCGGUUCCAUCGGUCCCACCGCCCAGGCGCCCGGUGGUCCCAGGUCUGCAUCCCGAGGAUCUCAACACUCGCCAAACUCCACCGGCGGUUCGUCCAGCGGACGUAGGUCAUCCGGAAGUCGUCACGUCAGCUCCACAACUGUGACAUCUAGUGAGGCCAACGGCGGCAAUGCUCCCGGUUCCGGCGUGCCCGGCGUCAAUGGUCCCGGCGUUAACGGCCCAGGUGGCGUCGGCGGUCCAGCCGCCAACGGUAAUGGUGGAGGGAGCGCUUUGAACGCAUCAGUUCCUGUUGGCGGUGGUUCUGAUGGCGUCGCAUCCGGAACACCUAUGGACGGCACCACACCAACGUUGCCGCAAGUUCCACCCUCUGUGCCGCUGACGAAUGCGUCGGCUGCCGCCGCGGCCGCGGCCGCAGCCGCCAACACAGCUACUCUCAAGUGCACGCUGUGCCAAGAGCGGUUGGAAGACACGCACUUUGUCCAGUGCCCGUCCGUUCCYCAUCACAAAUUUUGUUUYCCGUGCUCGAGGGACAGCAUCAAACGACAGGGAGCCGGCUCCGAGGUGUAUUGUCCUAGUGGCGAAAAAUGCCCACUGGCUAAUUCAAACGUGCCCUGGGCUUUCAUGCAAGGCGAGAUAGCCACCAUACUGGGCGAAGAAUUCAAAGUGAAAAAAGAACGAGACUCAUAAAUUAUAUUAUAAUUAUUAUUUUUUUUAUUUUUAUUGAUUACGUCAUAUUAUAGUAUAUACUGUGUAAACAUGUUUCACAUAAUCAUAUUAUUAUGUUAUAUGAAACUUCACCUCCUACAGAUCCUAUCAGAUUAUCAGACUUCUAGGCCUGGAAGGAUCAAGGCCUCGGGUGUAAAAUAUGCAUUUAUUUAUUAAGCCCUCUGUAUAUUACAUUAUGUAUAAAAUAAUUUUAUUACGUUACGUGAAAAUGCCAAUAGCUAUUAUAACGGUGUUGUACGUUCCCGUAGGGGCAAUCCUUUAUUUUUACUUUUUAGGCAAAAUUUAGAAUAAUUUUAGCCUUGUUAUGUUCUUGUUUCCCCGCCGUUUUCYUUCGAAAUCUCGCUGUCGACGAGACAUGGAAGGGAGACUAAAGGKAGCAAUCUUUGGCGUCAAGACUGAGUCAAGUCGUGUUUGUAUUUUACAUUUUUUAAGUAAAACAAUUGUUAAGAAAAACGGUCCUAAGACUGUGCUAGUCAAAGCAAAUAUAUGUAUAUUAGUAUUAUAUAUAAAUCUUAAGUGCACAAAAUGUAUAUUACUGUUUUUUAGCUUUAAAUUAUGUACCCUAAAGUUAAUUUUUAGGCCGGUAGCGUUGAAACUACGUUUGAAAUUUUUGUUUUCGAACAGAGAUCAAUUGUAAAGGAACUCACAAUCUCGCUUGUUUGCAUCUCGUGCGUGUGUAUAUAUUUUGUAAAAAAUAUUAUCGUACUAGAUUUUGUGGUUUCUCCCCACCCGUCGCCUCUUCCCUAAUGUAUUUUAAUAAUAAUAAAAAUACAAAUCGGUAAUCAUCAGA